AGUUCUUAUACAGUUUGAGGUAUACAUCUUUAAAUCUUGACUUCAGUGGUAGAAAAGACUUGCCACUGUCCCGUGAACUUUUUCAACACUGUUGUUUUUGGACAUUGUGGACAUGUAAAAGCUUUCCACAGCAGAGGUCAUGCGAGAGUCGAGGCUUUCUGGUGUUCAGUUUCAGUCUGAAGAAGCCAGCAGGCGGAGCGGAUCAAGAAAGGACAGGAGGGCGGGUCGAACGGGGAGGAGUACCGGGAAUGUCAGUGGAUCCUCGCGGUGAGAGGAGGCGGCGACGCACCUGGGGAAUUACACGAACAAGCAAAUCUGUAGUUGCCUCUUUAAUGGAGGCUUCAACGAAGAAUUGCAUGCGUUAAGUUUGAGCUGACUUUUUGAAAAUGUACACGACGGAGCGCAGGCGAAUGAGCCUGCACGAGAUCAAGAGGAAAGACCCGGUUUGGGUGUCAGCUGGGAGUUUGUGGCAGGACGCGCUGGCUGUAGACCUGAACGGCGGUAAACAUAUCGUCUCUCCUCGUAGUCGGACCAGAGCUGUCUCCGUGGCAUACAUCGUGAACGAGGACGCGUCCGUGCCACAGACUGAGGAGAACCUAUCCCUGAAAUGUCUGAAGGAAGCCUGUGCGGAUGCGCACGCUGCUUUCAAAACCAUUUCAUUCGAGAGGAUCUCCAUGGGCACCACAGACAUCCUAGAUAGUUUCUACAACGCAGAUGUAGCAGUGGUGGAGAUGAGUGACUCUUUCUGCCAGCCUUCCCUUUUCUAUCACCUCGGAGUGAGGGAAAGUUUCAGCAUGACCAAUAACAUAAUACUGUACUGUUACAAGAAAGAUAGUGAUCUGCAGGCUGUCAAGGAGCAGUGUGGAAGCUACACGCUGAUCCCGUACGUGGUGUCACCCCAGGGCAAAGUGUUUGCCUGUGAUGCCACCAUAAUGACCGGCAUCAAAGACUUGAUGCAACCCAGUUUCCAGCUGGAGCCUCUGCUGACCCCACUGGUGGAGAGACUGGUGCACCUACUGAACAAUGUCCACGUCCACACCAGUGAGUAUUUCCGGGAGUCGAUCAGGUAUGAGAUUCGUACAGCUCGGGAGCGGUUUAGCGGUCAGGCCCUGAGCGAUGAGCUGAGCCGGAUACAGAAGAGGCUGGAUAGUGUGGAGCUGCUCACACCUGAUAUAGUCAUGAACCUGCUGCUGUCCUACAGGGACAUUCAGGACUAUGACUCCAUUAUCAAACUGGUGGAGACUCUGAACGACCUACCCAUGUGCGUGGUGGGGAAACAUCAGAAUAUCAAGUUUCAUUAUAUAUUUGCUCUGAACAGGAGGAAUCAUCCAGGAGAUCGACUCAAAGCGUUGGAGGCUAUACUUCCUAUUGUGGAGUCAGGGGGCAAGGUUGCGUCAGACGUCUACUGCCUGUGUGGACGUAUUUACAAAGACAUGUUCAUGAGCUCUAGCUUCAAGGAUGUGCGCAGCCGAGACCAGGCCUGCUACUGGUAUGGGAAAGCGUUCGAGACGGAGCCAACUCUUCACUCAGGCAUCAACAACGUGGUCCUCUUGAUGGCUGCUGGACAUGAAUUUGACACUUCUAUUGAGCUUCGCAAAAUUGGUGUGACUCUGAGCACCCUGCUGGGUCGAAAGGGCAGUCUGGAGAAGAUGAAGGACUACUGGGACGUUGGUUUCUACAUCGGAGCAAACAUCCUCGCUAAUGAGCACAAGAAAGUCAUUGAAGGAUCUGAGAGGCUGUACAGGCUCAACGCCCCAAUCUGGUAUGUGGCAUCCAUCAUGGAGACUUUCAUCCUGUACCGUCAAUUUGCGAAACCCUGUGAGGUGAAAACCCCCAAACAGGAGUUUGUGGAAUUCUGGAUGGAGCUGCUUCUGCAGACCUGCAAACCCACUGUGUCCACAGACCGCUGCCCGGUGCUUAUUCUGGAGCCGAGUAAAGUCCUCCAGCCAGCUAUUGUGUGUGUGAGUGAGGAGGAUGAAAGUCGCACCGUCCAGUUGAAACACAUCACACCCUUAAAGAAAGGCUUACACCAGUGGACUUUCCCAGCCUCUGCAAUCCGGGGAGUGAGCGCUUCAAAGAUUGACGAGCGGAGCUGCUUCCUGUAUGUCCACUAUAACUCAGAUGACUUCCAGCUCUGCUUCCCUUCCGAGCUUCACUGUAAAGGUUUCUGCGAGCUGGUAAACUCCCUACUCCUGCAAGCUGAGGACUCCGCUCAGAGCCUGGACCAUCUGAGUGAGGGGAUACUUGAGUACAUCUACGAGACCAACGAGAGAGGAGACAAGGUCAUUCUGGGCAAAGGCACGUACGGCGUGGUGUAUGCAGGGAGGGACCUGAGCAACCAAGUCCGUAUCGCCAUCAAGGAAAUCCCUGAGAAGGACAGCACGUACUCCCAGCCCCUCCACGAGGAGAUCGCUCUGCACAAAAGGCUCAAACACAGAAACAUCGUUCAGUACCUGGGCUCUGUUAGUCAAGAUGGUUUCAUCAAGAUCUUCAUGGAGGAAGUACCUGGAGGGAGUUUGUCUUCUCUCCUGCGCUCCAAAUGGGGUCCUCUGAAAGACAACGAGGCCACCAUCAUCUUCUACACCAAACAGAUCCUGGAGGGACUCAAAUACCUUCAUGACAAUCAGAUCGUCCACAGAGACAUAAAGGGUGACAACGUCCUCAUCAACACUUACAGCGGAGUCCUGAAGAUCUCUGACUUUGGUACCUCCAAACGAUUAGCAGGGAUCAACCCGUGCACUGAAACAUUUGCUGGAACUCUCCAGUACAUGGCCCCAGAGAUCAUAGAUCAAGGGCCUCGGGGUUAUGGGAAGCCGGCUGAUAUCUGGUCCCUUGGGUGCACUAUCAUAGAAAUGGCAACAGGCAAACCACCCUUCCAUGAGCUUGGAAGUCCACAGGCGGCCAUGUUCAAGGUGGGCAUGUUUAAGAUCCACCCAAAGGUUCCAGAGUGCAUGUCAGACGAAGCAAAGGGCUUCAUCAUGAACUCGUUUGAGCCAAACCCUGAUGACAGAGCCACUGCCACUGAGCUGCUGAAUGACACCUUCCUCAGGUCAUCCCCCAGAAAGAAGGCUAAAGCUCCACAGGAAGCAGAACCAAAAGACUACCUCACUGCAGGCGACUAUCAACGCAGCCUUUCUGUACCGAUCUCCAUCCUCGUGGAGGACACCGAUUCAUACUCAGGUUCAAUCGACCUGUCCUGUUCCCUGGACUUCAGGAGACCUCACUCCGCCCUCAUGGCAAACGAGAUCUCAGAGAGCCCACCGAGUGCCAGCAGCUUCCUGUCUAUACCAGAGGACUCUCCAUUAGAGAUGUGUAGUCCGUCCUCAACAGGGGAGAGUGUUGGUCUCUUCAUGCUCAGGAAGGACAGUGAGAGGAGAGCCACGCUGCACCGAGUCCUCACUGACUACAUCAGUCUGGUUGUCUUUAACAUUCAGGACUCAGUGCCUCAGCACGGAGAGGGAUCACAACUCACCGCAGACCACAUCACUCAGCUCAUUCAAUGCUUGCGAGACAACAUCCGCUCCCCAGACAGGAAGCAGCUGACCAGCAGCCUGCUGGACCUCCGAACGACACUGACCACUGCUGCAGUACCCAUGAACAGCCUGCAGGUGGUGCUGUUCAGCUUUCAAGAUGCAGUGAAGAAGGUGUUGAGGCAGCAGCAGGUGAAACCUCACUGGAUGUUUGCUCUGGACAACCUGCUGAGACAGGCAGUGCAGGACGCCAUCACUGUGCUGCUUCCAGAGCUGAAAAUCCAGCUGCAGUCCUCAUUCGAGGUUGAGGACAGCACUUCUGAGGAGCAGUCUGCUGACCCUGACACUCCUGUAGCUACUGAUCCCGACCAGCAGGUGGCACCAGCAGACUCCCAGCAGACAGCCACGAUAUAUGAGUUCCUUCCUACAGAUAGCCCAAACUCCCCGUCAGACCUCACCCUCAACUCCAACUGUCCCCUCAGCGAGAAACUAAAAGACCUGCGACUGGAGACCAGACGACUGCUGAGUCAGCUGAAUGAGAAGGAGAGGGAGUACCAGGAGCUGCUGAAGAACUCUGUGCAGAGGAAACAGGAACAGAUAGAUACUCUGAGGAAAGCAGCCGUCGCUGAAGAUGGAGAAUUAGCUCUACAGAAAAGCUCGAAUCCGGAGGUUAAGACUUUGGUGCGCUGGCUGAAGUCUGUCCCUGUGGAUCAAGACACUAUCGACAAGUUGCUCUGUCACGGGUUCACCUUCGACUGCCUCCUCCACAUAGCCUCCAGGGAUGACUUGAUGUACUGUGGAAUUAGAGGUGGCAUGCUGUGUCGAGUCUGGGCGGCCAUCACAGCUCGCAGGAAGAAACAGCUCAGCACUCACAAUGAAGACAGUGAGGACACUACGCUCUAAUGACUGCUGAUGUUGUGCAUCAAAGGACAGAUUCACCGACAGGCCGGUCCUGUUGGAGGAAGUGAGAUGGACAUAACUGACUUUGAUGGAAAGCAGGAUACGUAACAGUUACCUUGUUGACCUGUGAAUGUGUUUCUUUAACGUUACUGAUCAGUUCUUCCUUUUUCUGUGCCUGCAAAGUAGGAAAAGUUGUCUUUCAAGCUUUGUCUUGCCAGAGUUUCAUUUCAUGAUUUCUCAGGGCUUUUUAAAGCAGGACUAUAAAUGUCUGCAGUUUUUUCUGCAAACAAACAUUUUAAAGCUUUUUCUGUGGUGCCUCCUAAAGAUGCUUUUAUAUGUUUUACCAAAAACUUAGCAGGAUCUAAGUUCAUAAGGGUUACUGUAUUUCAGAUGAAUGUCUGCACUCUGGAAGAAAACAGAUGUUACUUUAUAUCCUGUCAAAACUGAUUCAGAUAAUAAACAGGAACUUUAAAUCUCUCA
Notolabrus celidotus (New Zealand spotty) is the source of this 4850-nucleotide messenger RNA. Its product is annotated as mitogen-activated protein kinase kinase kinase 5. Gene Ontology annotation, molecular function: MAP kinase kinase kinase activity; ATP binding. The transcript has 28 exons. The coding region runs from base 387 to 4373 and encodes 1328 amino acids. Gene Ontology annotation, biological process: protein phosphorylation; MAPK cascade; cellular response to stress. Lineage: Eukaryota; Metazoa; Chordata; Actinopteri; Labriformes; Labridae. The record is from RefSeq and is a predicted model, not a curated record.